Messenger RNA from Schistocerca cancellata (South American locust), 315 nucleotides. RefSeq names its product translation initiation factor IF-2-like. The transcript has a single exon. The record is from RefSeq and is a predicted model, not a curated record. NCBI's taxonomy places the organism in Eukaryota, Metazoa, Arthropoda, Insecta, Orthoptera, Acrididae. The coding region runs from base 1 to 315 and encodes 104 amino acids.
AUGGGAGAAACGCAAAUAUGGCAAAAACACAAAUAUGGGAAAAACGCAAAUAUGAGAAAAACGCAAAUAUGGGAAAAACGCAAAUAUGGGGAAAGACGCAAAUAUGGGGAAAGGCACAAAUAUGGGGAAAGACGAAAAUAUGGGGAAAGACGCAAAUAUGGGGAAAAACGCAAAUAUAGGGAAAGACGCAAAUAUGGGGAAAGACGCAAAUAUGGCAAAAACGCAAAUAUGGGAAAAACGCAAAUAUGGCAAAAACGCAAAUGUGGGAAAUACGCAAAUAUGGCAAAAACGCAAAUAUGGUUAAAACGCAAAUAA